AUGGAUAAGGAUUUUUACGGAGGUUACAUAAGUGAUCCAAGAAAUGCUCAUGAAAAGGCAAAUUCAUAUACCAUUAUUGAAGGACCGAAAAAAGACUCUAGAUUUGAGUAUGGGCCCCAUUGCAGUAGGAGAGUGAGAGUGGAGGACGGUGGUUCCAGUCUUGCUGCAUCUGAGAUUUUAGAGAUGAAAGAAGAACCGUCGCCUGCGACUCAAACUCAUAUCCAACGACUCGUGAAAGCGAAUUCAUCACCUUCGGUUGCGAUCGAAGAGCCGUUGCUUCGGACGAUGGGUGGUGGGGGGAAAGGGAGGUGGUCGGCGACGAGAGUGGCAAGAGUUGUGCUUUUUGGGAUAAAUUCGGGGAUUGGGUAUUUGUUGAUGUUGGCCGUCAUGUCGUUUAAUGCGGGGGUGUUCUUGGCGCUUGUUUUAGGAUUGGCAAUUGGAACACUCAUGUAUGUACAACCGGGACGGGAUGAUAGAACUUUGCCGGACUCGGAAUCCCGGUUGUGUAAUGCGAUACUUCGUGCCGCGAUUGCUCCACACCGCUACGUCUCAUGA
Molecule: messenger RNA, 555 nt
Organism: Dovyalis caffra
Lineage: Eukaryota; Viridiplantae; Streptophyta; Magnoliopsida; Malpighiales; Salicaceae
Source: the annotation of a GenBank genome assembly